CUGCGUUUUAGAAAUAAUUUAUUAAUCAACACCUAAAUAUAGCGAAUUCACCUCAAAGACUCAGGGGUAAAACUAUGACAAAUACUUUCUAACCUGACAAAUAUCAUAUUUUUAAUAUGUCAUAUGGGCAAUCACGGAAGUCCAACCAAACGACAGAAAGAAAUCAACUGGCAGACAAUAUGGAACAGCAUGGGUCUGUAACAGAAGAGGCUCUCUUUUACAUCGUGGAAGGAGUGAGCUUGAUGUGCUACGUCAUCACCCUCUUCGGGAUUGCCUACCUCGCAGGUACGAUGAAGACAUGAUCAUCACAGGGCGGACGUCUUUCCUGAUCUUGUUAAACUCUUUAUAAUAUAAAUGUUGUUCGUUGAAA
This is a messenger RNA of Nezara viridula (southern green stink bug), 370 nucleotides long. Lineage: Eukaryota; Metazoa; Arthropoda; Insecta; Hemiptera; Pentatomidae. The record is from the annotation of a GenBank genome assembly.